CCCUUUCCACUUUCUCAAGCGCUCGGUCAACCCCGCCGGGAAGAUUUGGGCUGAAAUCACGGCUUUCUCUGCAUGAUCGACAGCUCCGGGACAAACCAUCGGCGGCCUGGGGGGGAGCCUCCUCCCUCCUCCUCCGCUCCUCCACCAUCUCCCGCACCUCCUCCGCUCCCCUCCUCCCCCAUCCCCGCCUCCCCCUCCCCAAAAUCACCGCCGCCCGCCGCCCCCCGCCGCCCCCCGCCGGCUGCGCGGAGCCCGGGGCCGGGGCGGGCGGCGCUGGGGGGGCUCUCCCCGGAGAACGGCGGCGGUGGGCUCGGCCCGGCCGCGACGGCGGGGGCCGGCGGUGAGCUCCGUGCCCGCGGCCGUGCCCGCGCCGGCGGCGGCCCCAGCGAGGGGCUCGGCUCGGAGCUGGGCUCGGAGCUCCGCUGCCGCCGCCGCCGCCGCUCCCCGGCUUCCAUGGAGCGCCGGCAGCGCCGCGUCUGAUGCCCGGCCCGGCGCGCACCAUGGGGCCGCUGUGGCUCUGCUGCCUGCCCCUCGCCUUGCUGCCCCUGCUCGCCGCCGUGGAAGAGACGCUGAUGGACUCCACAACGGCCACAGCAGAGCUGGGCUGGACGGUGCAUCCUCCCUCGGGGUGGGAAGAGGUGAGUGGAUACGACGAGAACAUGAACACAAUCCGCACCUACCAGGUGUGCAACGUCUUUGAAUCCAGCCAGAACAACUGGCUCCGGACCAAGUACAUCCGGAGGCGAGGAGCACACCGCAUCCACGUGGAGAUGAAAUUUUCCGUCCGGGACUGCAGCAGCAUCCCUAACGUCCCAGGCUCCUGUAAGGAGACUUUUAAUCUCUACUACUACGAAUCAGACUUUGACUCUGCCACCAAGACUUUUCCCAACUGGAUGGAAAACCCUUGGAUGAAGGUAGAUACAAUUGCUGCCGACGAGAGCUUCUCGCAGGUGGACUUAGGUGGGCGGGUGAUGAAGAUCAACACCGAGGUGCGCAGCUUUGGGCCCGUCUCCAAAAACGGUUUCUACCUGGCCUUCCAGGACUAUGGAGGCUGCAUGUCUUUGAUCGCAGUGCGCGUCUUCUACCGCAAGUGUCCCCGUGUGAUCCAGAACGGGGCUGUCUUCCAAGAAACUCUUUCAGGAGCGGAGAGCACCUCCCUGGUGGCGGCUCGGGGGACGUGCAUCACCAACGCGGAGGAGGUGGAUGUGCCCAUCAAGCUGUACUGCAACGGGGACGGCGAGUGGCUGGUGCCCAUCGGCCGCUGCAUGUGCAGGGCAGGCUACGAGUCGGUGGAAAACGGGACCGUCUGCAGAGGCUGCCCAUCAGGGACUUUCAAGGCCAGCCAAGGGGAUGAAGGAUGCAUCCACUGCCCGAUUAACAGCCGGACAACUUCGGAAGGGGCCACCAACUGCGUUUGCCGAAAUGGAUAUUACCGGGCAGAUGCUGACCCUGUCGACAUGCCCUGCACCACCAUCCCGUCUGCCCCCCAGGCCGUGAUCUCCAGCGUGAACGAAACCUCGCUGAUGCUGGAGUGGACCCCGCCGCGGGACUCGGGGGGCCGGGAGGACCUGGUGUACAACAUCAUCUGCAAGAGCUGCGGCGCCGGCCGCGGGGCGUGCACGCGCUGCGGGGACAACGUGCAGUUCGCCCCGCGCCAGCUGGGCUUGACGGAGCCUCGCAUCUACAUCAGCGACCUGCUGGCCCACACGCAGUACACCUUCGAGAUCCAGGCGGUGAACGGCGUCACCGACCAGAGCCCCUUCUCCCCGCAGUUUGCGUCCGUGAACAUCACCACCAACCAGGCUGCUCCUUCAGCUGUGUCUAUCAUGCACCAGGUCAGCCGCACCGUGGACAGCAUUACCCUCUCGUGGUCUCAGCCUGACCAACCCAAUGGAGUCAUCCUGGAUUACGAGCUGCAAUAUUAUGAGAAGGAUCUUAGUGAAUUAAAUUCAACAACAGUGAAGAGCCCCACCAACACUGUGACAGUGCAAAACCUCAAAGCUGGAACCAUCUACGUCUUCCAAGUGCGGGCACGUACUGUGGCUGGGUAUGGCCGGUAUAGUGGCAAGAUGUAUUUCCAGACCAUGACUGAAGCUGAGUAUCAGACCAGUGUCCAGGAGAAGCUGCCACUCAUCAUCGGCUCCUCUGCAGCAGGACUGGUGUUCCUCAUUGCUGUAGUCAUCAUCAUUAUUGUGUGCAAUAGAAGACGGGGCUUUGAACGUGCCGACUCCGAGUACACUGACAAGCUGCAGCACUAUACCAGUGGCCACAGUACGUACCGUGGUCCCCCACCAGGCCUGGGGGUCCGCUCUCUCUUGGUGACUCCAGGGAUGAAGAUUUAUAUUGAUCCAUUUACCUACGAAGACCCCAAUGAGGCUGUCAGGGAAUUUGCAAAAGAAAUCGAUAUCUCGUGUGUGAAAAUUGAGCAAGUGAUUGGGGCAGGGGAGUUUGGUGAGGUGUGCAGUGGGCAUCUCAAGCUUCCCGGCAAGAGAGAGAUCUUCGUGGCCAUCAAGACGCUGAAGUCUGGCUACACAGAGAAGCAGAGACGGGAUUUCCUGAGCGAGGCCAGCAUCAUGGGGCAGUUCGACCACCCCAACGUCAUCCACCUGGAGGGGGUAGUAACCAAGAGUUCACCAGUCAUGAUCAUUACUGAAUUCAUGGAGAAUGGCUCACUGGACUCCUUCUUGAGGCAAAACGAUGGGCAGUUCACCGUGAUCCAGCUGGUGGGCAUGCUGCGGGGUAUCGCAGCAGGCAUGAAGUACCUGGCCGAUAUGAACUACGUGCACCGGGACCUGGCUGCCCGCAACAUCCUGGUGAACAGCAACCUGGUCUGCAAGGUGUCUGACUUCGGCCUCUCCCGUUUUCUGGAGGAUGACACUUCUGAUCCCACCUACACCAGUGCACUGGGUGGAAAGAUCCCAAUACGGUGGACAGCACCUGAGGCAAUUCAAUACCGAAAAUUCACAUCAGCUAGUGAUGUGUGGAGCUAUGGAAUAGUCAUGUGGGAGGUGAUGUCGUAUGGAGAGCGGCCUUACUGGGAUAUGACCAACCAAGAUGUAAUAAAUGCAAUUGAGCAGGACUAUCGGCUGCCACCCCCCAUGGAUUGUCCAAAUGCCCUGCAUCAGCUAAUGCUUGACUGUUGGCAGAAGGACCGAAACCACAGACCCAAAUUUGGGCAAAUUGUCAACACUUUAGAUAAAAUGAUCCGAAAUCCUAAUAGCCUGAAAGCCAUGGCACCUCUCUCCUCUGGGAUUAAUCUCCCUCUACUUGACCGCACAAUCCCAGAUUAUACCAGCUUCAACACUGUGGAUGAGUGGCUGGAUGCCAUCAAGAUGAGCCAGUACAAAGAGAGCUUUGCCAGUGCUGGCUUCACCACCUUUGACAUAGUAUCGCAGAUGAGUGUAGAGGACAUUCUGCGAGUUGGGGUCACUUUAGCAGGACACCAGAAGAAAAUUCUGAACAGUAUCCAGGUGAUGAGAGCACAGAUGAACCAAAUUCAGUCUGUGGAGGUUUGAUAUCAACGUGUCCUCAUGCUCCGCUUCCUUGAAGCCCUGCUCCCCUUUGCCCCUGUAUGUCUGAGCUCUAGUUCUUGAGUGUUCUGCAUGGAUCAGAGACAGGCAGCUGCUCUGAGGAUCAUGGCAACAGGAAGAAAUGCCCUAUCAUCAACAAUGAAUAGUCUCCAAGAGCUUCUAGAAUUUAAACAAUGGAAAAAGGGAACAACAAAAUAAAAAAAAAAAAAGACAACUAUUUUGAAAACAGACAGACAGACAAUUAUUUUUAAAUAAUAAUAAAGCAAUUGCAUUCUUGAAAAGGGCUCCAAGACCAGGAGUCUCCAAAGGAAGAGAAUAGAGCAGCUUCAUCUAUUUUCCUCUUGCACAAAGUUGCUGCAGCUGGGCCCAGACACCUCUGGAGCAAUGAGAUGUUUUCAAGAAGAUGAAUGCGAGGAUAGAUCCCGAGAAGCACUUCUCUUUCUCACAUGGAGUGGCAGCUCUGGGGAUGUCCUGCAGCCGGCAGUACUUUCUGAAAGCCCCUGUUAGCAAAUCAAAGAGGAAAGAGAGCAGAGCUGAAGCUCUCUGGUGCUGUGGAACCAAGUGCAUCUCAGAAAUCGUUGGACUUCUUCAGAAGCUGAAGACAUUCUUUUUUUUUUUUUUUUUUUUUUUUUAAACAAGUAAACUGAGACUAGAAGAGGCUGUUUCCGACAAAUGAGAAGGAAUCUGUAACACUUGGGUGGGGGUGGGGAAUGGGGAAAACCAGUCCUUUUUACAUCUCUUAUUUUCUCUUGUCAUGGAACAGUUUUGUGAGUGACAGUUUCCUAAGGGUCCGUCCAUCCACCCUCCAAUGGCAUCAUUGUUUCAUACAUAUCAUAUGCACAAGACUUUUAGUGAUGUCCUCACUCGAUGCCAAUGAUCUUUUCCCAGAAGACUUCCCAAGUACAGUAUGUAGUAGAUUUUGAUUACAAAUGCUGACGUGUACCUUUAUUUUUUGGUUGUCAUUGUUGGGAGAAUUGUCCUUUUACAUUGCUUUGUUAACACCAAUUUGUGAGUUUGGGGUUGGAUUUUAUUUUAUUUUUUUUUUAAUGAGAAGGAAAUGACAUUUCCAAGCGUCAUAUCAUUCAAGAACUUAAAUCCUUUCCUUGUGGAAGGAAAAAAAAAUGCAGCUUAUUGACAAUAUGCCAGGAGAAUAAGUUUUUUAUAUGCACAUUUCCUCAUGUUUGCUUGUUUGUUAUUUUGCAAUUUGUCGUGGCCUGACAGAUGUUUCUAACUGUUGGGUUUCCAGUUGUUCACCGAGAUGAAGUGACCACCUGCUCAAUGCAAGGUUGCUGGUGCAAUGAUGAGCAGCAUCACAGAAGGGUUUUUUUUUGUUUGUUUGUUUUUUGUUUUUGUUUUACAGGGGGGAGGGAAAGACGGGGGAGGAUAGAUGUGUGGUGGGAGGGAACGGUGACUCCACAGCUGGCUGCCAGAGCCCCUUGGAGAUGUCUGACUGCUUAGAAAAGUGUCAGAAGUGGGUCGGUGCAUGUACCACAGAAAAGCAGGGUAAGCCUGGUCCUCUAAGAGGAGCUUAGCACACAGUUUCUCCGAGCCUGAAUUGUAUUAGCUGCUAGGUUGUGGAUGCCUCACUACAGUAACCAAACUCUGUGGAUGUGCUCUGUGCACUUUGGACACGCAGUCCCUUCGCUGGACAAUGCACUGGGGGCUCUGAGACGGCUUCAGUCUCAGCCAGUUGCCUCUUGGAGAACCUGGGCGAGCAAAGGAAAAAAACUCAUCUAGCAGCCCAGGUCUCUGGAGGAAAAUGCCACGGCUGAAGCUGAAUGGCCAGUCAGCGGAUUUAUAAAUAACUGAAAUAAAUACUUUAGUUACUCAACAGGUCUUUGGUAUGUGUAAAUACCACCAACCAAGUGCAGGGGAAAUACAAAUGAGAAUAAUUGGACUAGUUAUCCCUGUUCAGCACCAUCUCAUGUCUUCUGAAACAUGCCUACCACCACCCACCUUCCCCUGGCCAUUUGUGGCAUAUUUCCACACAUCUCCUGGCCAUAUAACGUGAAUUUACAAACUCUUGUCUGCCAUUGCCAUGUCAUUCGUGGGGUUCUUCACUCAGUUUCAGCAGCAUGGAGUGUUUGAAGGCAUGUUUGUUGGGAGCUGGUUUGCUGUAUUUUCCAGGAGCUGAAUCCAAGAGGAAGUCUGUAGAUGAAACUCCCAGGCUGUCUAGACCUCUGUGAUCAGAUAUCAUCUCCCUAGACUGCUUGCAAUAUGUGAGGCCAUUUUUAAAGUACUUAUAAUUUUCUUCUUUCAGACCAGAUCAGAUGAUGAAGCACAUAUGAGUAGCAGGAGACCAUUCCCUGCAAAUGAGUUACUUCUCUGCUUAGCUUUUUCGCUGGCCAAAUGUUUGGUGCACAGCUUCAUCAGCAGGGGCCUUAACUGAAGGAAUUUUCCACCCAGCUCCUAUUCGUGUUAGAUCUGUACUGGUGGAUUGCAUUUUCUAUUGUAUAUUGUAUUUCCCUGCUCUUGCACCCAAAAGUACAUCUGUAGUCAUCAGAUGAACAUGAGCAGCAGAUGUGUGCUGGGGGCUGUGGGAUGUGUUCUGCUCUCAGUAACUACAUUGCGUGCCCUCUGACAGCAGUGUUAUAUCCGAUUAUCUGCUGUAGGGCACAAGUGGAGAGAGUUCAGGGUGAGUGGGCAAUAGGUGUGUUGUAUGCAGGUGGUGCCUGGACAUUUGGGCUGCCUGUCCUAUAGCCAGCCUGCUUUAAUGUGUGUAUCUAGCUGAAGGGAUGCUUCGAAUGCCCUUGUGUUCAAAAACCGCUGCUCCUGACCAGGAAACAAACUCAGUUUUAAAGAGCAGCAUGCAAAACAUUGAUGGUGCCAACUAAGCUACGGUGUUGUCAGAGGGCACACAGAGAAAAAAAAAAAUUCCUCUCCACACCCCCUGUCCCACAGAACUGCUCUCAUGGUGUGCCUCUUCCACAGCGUAGCUGCUCUGUUUUAACAAUUCACAGCUGCCAGGUCCCCAAGGCAUGGCUUUCCCCAGGGCACGUCUGAAGCUGUUUGGUGGCAGGCCAGGCUGAGGGAAGCGCGGUGCCGCGCCAAGCUGCCUGCCCACAGCCAGCCAGCUACUUUUUGUGCAGGGGAGCUCUGCAGUACAAGGAGAGCUGUCUGUCCAGAAAACUCACCAGCAAAUUCCUGUGGGGCAGCCAUGUGGAAGGAGUGCACGAUCCCCUUCAGUUUUCUUUCCCAGACAGCUCCUGACUGCUCUGCACCCUCUGCUACACGCCUGCACGCACCAAGGACAAGCAACGGCCAGGCAGGAUCCCCCUUCAGAGCCAGCCACUGUCAGACAGGGCUUGGAAGGACACUUCAGGUCAUUUGAAGACGUUUUUUUCUUAAUGCACUGAAUCUCCUCACUGGCUAGCAUCACACACAUCUACCUACCAGACCCAAGCCACUGUGAAGGAUGGGACCACACAGCUCAGUGCCACAACGCGCCAAAGCCAUGGCAGCUGGGACAGAGAGAGCACAUCUUUUAUCUCGUCCUCUGACCAAAAUCACAUGUAACGAGUAACACAUUCCAUCUGAUUACCAGGCACUGCUAGCAUCAUAUCAGUCUGUAUCUGAUUGUGAAGGACUAAUGGUGAAUUGGACCUAAAAUAGAAAUGAUCCGUAAAAUACUUCAGUUUUCUGCAUCCUUCCAGCUUUUCGGAGAGGAUGAGGAACCAGGCUCCUGUAAAGUGCUCUGGUUGUAAAUGCUUCUGGUGGAUGCUGCAGUUGGUGGCAGUCACCAAAAUGACUUUAAUGAUUUUAUUUCAUGAAUAUCAGUUGUGCUGCUGGGAAAUAUGAGUCUAAUGGCAAAAUUCAACUUCAUGUGGAGAACAAGUAACAAGGGGAAGACACGUGACAUUUACACUGUGAAAUACUAUGGUGCAUGUGCAUGUAACAAAAACCAUCACAAUGAGAUUUUUUCAGGCAUCUUGUUGCAGUUUUCACAUUUUCCUUCCACCUUUCAAGCUAGCUUCAAGACCUACUCUUCUCCCCUGUUUUCUACUGCCAUCUGUUGCUGAAGGUCACCCAUGUCUUGUGCUGGCAUCCAGCAGAAGAGCUGACCAGGCCAUUAAGAUGAAAAUACUGUAUUAGUUGGCCAGUGAUAAAAUCAAAUCAUAUAGAGCAUCAGGGAGCAGAGUGAAGAAAGCAAAGCAUAUAUGGAUAAUAGAAAGGUAAAAGAAUCACCACAGUGCUAUAUUUUAUGGGUCAUUUUCAACAGUUGCCACCAGCCCUUUACCUGGAAGUAGCAGCAAAGUUGUAAGCCAGGCAAAAUGAAAAAUGAGUUUUCAAGAUAGAGCACUGCCAGGAGUCACGAGCUGUGGGGACACAGGCACAAGGCACUAUGCACUGCACUGCCCCUCCACAAAUUAUCUUCUACCACCACCACCCCUAAAAUCCCAGGUCUACCCUUCACAAACUUGAUGGCGAUUUGUGUCUUGCAGCGGCUGAGGAUCUGCUUGUUACGGUCUGGCUUCUCCUCUCCGUGGUAUUCCCUUUACCAAGCAGUAGCUUCCACUGGCAGUAACCUUCUGUGUAAUCUGUGUAAAUGCUGCUGUCACAGGGUUUAGCAAUUAUACAGUUAUUACCUCAGUAUUAUGAUUCAAAUGUAGAGUUUUAUCCCACAACUCCAUGGCAGUCAUAGUACAGCAUAGCCUUGUUUGUGCUGACAGCAUGCACCCGUGUUUCCAUGUGCAGGGAGAUAUACACCAUCGUAUCCUGUGUAGGGCUAGGGAGAAAGCAGGGCUACACCUUCAUGGACUCUGGCUUCGAAAACCUCCCAUAAAGUGGCUGCUGUCCAGUGCAGAGAUGGCUCCUGAUCCGGCAUUCAUGAGCUAAGGUUAGAGGUUUUGUAGUAGGUGCUGGCUACGCAAAUAAUUUUUUUUCCCCACACCCCUUGAAGUCAUUCUUUGUAUUGGUGUCCAAGGAAAGAUUCUUCCCAAUAAUGGUCAUGCUGCAGAUUAGCAGAGGCCUGUAGAGAAAACUCUUGGUGCGUUUGAGCAGCUGAGAAAAUGUCUUGGUAAAUUUUCUAGGCUGAUUUGUAUGAAACCUGCAAUCAGGGCUUGAAUUCUGCUGCAUCAGUUGUAUCCUCUAACAAUAUAAUAAAUCUGUGGCUGUCUUGGAUUUAUGAAUCCAAAGUGCCUGGAAGUAACACUGUUGUCCAGUUUGUUUUAGUUGAGUCCAUUUCUUUAAUGCAUUUCAUCUUCCUUUCUGUGUGUCUGGCUUGAGACUGAUUUAACGUAGGUCUUUUCCAUCUUGAAAAAUUUUACAAGUUCUUCACAUAUAGUAUUCAUCAUUUCCCCCUUCAAUGUCUUAAGAACAACUAACAUUGCACCAACUUCAUUGUUAACAGUCUGCUGGCAGUUAUCCAAUGUCAUAAAAGACAUCCUAAAAUUUAAUUUCUUUGCUGUGUUCCCCUCUUUCUAUGCUGCGAUCUCUUAGUGAAGCUAGUGCUUGACAUGCCUUCAGCUCUAGGAUCAACAAUCCUUUAUAUCAGACAAUUGAACUAAAUUACAUGUCAUCAAAAUUUCAGUCUGCUUUCUUUCCAUGAUUCUGCCCUGGAUCUUUAGUCUGUGACUUGAGCACCAGUCCCGCCUGCUUAUGAUGUUGGUUCCACCAUGUUCACAAUUCAAUGCACUGAUUUCAUCUUGUCAUUGCCGAGAACUACUGGAGUUCUCCUACUAUGCAAAAUAUUUUUUUUCUCUCUUCAGACUCAUUUUGGCCUCAUUUUUAGAAUUCUCCAGGAUGAUUUUGCUUAUUGCAGCUAUUGAACACUUCCCAAAGACACGACACCACGUCUGUGUGUGUUUACUUUCAUAAUGUGAUGCAUUCCAUAGUCCUAGAAAGCUCCCUGCAUUUUGCAAUUAUUUUCUGAAAUUUACUUUACUAUUCUCUCUCUGUGUUAGUGCUACCCAUUCUACUGUCUAAUGUUAGUUGCAGAAAUUUAGGGAUAGAAUCACGAGGUCUUCGCUCCCCUCAAAUCUGUGUUUGUCUUAAUUUUCAUUCCGUGCUGUCCUACAAAUAAUUCAGCAGUUUCUGUUGUUCUCAGUUCUGUAAGAAUUUUGCUCUUCUCUGCACUCGUGUGCUUUGUAGGAGAGCAGCAACAGUCCCACUCAAGUAAUAUGGUUUGAUCACUGAAUCAUUUUUAGUCUAGCCAUGGACUGUUUUUGUGGUCCCCGACUGCCAUUCAACAAGCCAGAGGACUUAACCUCAUGUGCCUCAUAUUUUUCAGAAGCCCUUUUUUUUUUCUUGAAAAAAAA
This is a messenger RNA of Anas platyrhynchos (mallard), 9787 nucleotides long. RefSeq names its product EPH receptor B2 (gene EPHB2). The record is from RefSeq and is a predicted model, not a curated record. Gene Ontology annotation, cellular component: plasma membrane; dendrite. Gene Ontology annotation, biological process: ephrin receptor signaling pathway; protein phosphorylation; axon guidance. NCBI's taxonomy places the organism in Eukaryota, Metazoa, Chordata, Aves, Anseriformes, Anatidae. Gene Ontology annotation, molecular function: transmembrane-ephrin receptor activity; protein binding; ATP binding.